UUGAUCAUCGCUCUUUCGCAAAAGGACGACCUUGACGUAAUAUCUGCUUUUGGACAUACGCCAGACACCACAAUCAUGACUAGUCGCAAGCGCAAUGAAUUCCUGGACCACGAGCUCAGCGAUGAGGAGGACGUCGGCUACAAUUCAGAGGAUCAGGAAGAAAGCCGUGGCGCGCGAUCAAUCAAGCGACGACGAGUGGAUCAAGACUCUGACGACGACUCACAAGCCGACUUCGACGAGGAGGACGAGGAAGCUUUCGACAAGACGAAAGAAGACGAUGAAGACGACAACGACAACCUCGAAGACGCAACGGAUGCCACAUCAACCAAAGAGAAGACCGUAAAGCCACUCACCCAAAAACAACUCCUCAAAUCGCAAAAGGCAGCCAAGAAGACCGGCGUAAUCUACAUUUCCCGCAUCCCUCCAUUCAUGAAGCCCGCGACUCUAAAACACUACCUCACACCCUACGGCGAAAUCGGGCGCGUAUUCCUGACCCCCGAAGACCCCGUGGCACAAAAACAGCGCGUCCGCAACGGCGGCAACAAGAAAAAGUCCUUCACAGACGGCUGGGUCGAAUUCAUCAACAAAAAAGACGCAAAAGCCGCCGCGGAGACAUUGAACGGCAACAUCAUCGGUGGCAAAAAGGGAAACUUCUAUCACGAUGAUAUGUGGAAUAUGAAGUAUUUGACGGGUUUUAAAUGGAGUCAUUUGACCGAGCAGAUUGCGAAUGAGAAUGCGGAGCGUGCUGCUAGGUUGAGGGCUGAAGUUGCCAGAACGAGGAGGGAGAAUAAGAGUUUCGUGGAGGAUGUGGAGAGGAGUAAGAUGUUGGAGGGUAUGCGGGCGAAGAAGGCUGCUCAGGCGGAUAGGGCUGGUGCCGCUCCUGCUAAGCCUGUAGGAAGAGUGAGGGAGUUGACGAGAGAUUUCAAGCAGAAUGAGGUCAAGAGUAAGAGGAUCAAGGAUUCGAGCAAGUCGGAACAGAGCGAGGAUGUGCAAAGGGUGUUGAGCAAGAUCUUUUAG
This is a messenger RNA of Aureobasidium pullulans EXF-150, 1017 nucleotides long. RefSeq lists its product as uncharacterized. The record is from RefSeq and is a predicted model, not a curated record. The transcript has 2 exons. Gene Ontology annotation, molecular function: RNA binding. Lineage: Eukaryota; Fungi; Ascomycota; Dothideomycetes; Dothideales; Saccotheciaceae. Gene Ontology annotation, biological process: endonucleolytic cleavage in ITS1 to separate SSU-rRNA from 5.8S rRNA and LSU-rRNA from tricistronic rRNA transcript (SSU-rRNA, 5.8S rRNA, LSU-rRNA); small-subunit processome assembly; endonucleolytic cleavage in 5'-ETS of tricistronic rRNA transcript (SSU-rRNA, 5.8S rRNA, LSU-rRNA). Gene Ontology annotation, cellular component: nucleolus. Bases 76 to 1017 code for a protein of 313 amino acids.